Pomacea canaliculata is the source of this 1867-nucleotide messenger RNA. RefSeq names its product GPI transamidase component PIG-T-like. Gene Ontology annotation, biological process: attachment of GPI anchor to protein. The record is from RefSeq and is a predicted model, not a curated record. Lineage: Eukaryota; Metazoa; Mollusca; Gastropoda; Architaenioglossa; Ampullariidae. Gene Ontology annotation, cellular component: GPI-anchor transamidase complex.
CUAUAAAGCGUCUGCGAGCACAUAGAAACAUGGCUGCUAAGAGAAGUUCAAAAGUGGUUAUGCUAUUAACUAUCAGCCAUAGUAUACUUUUAUAUUAUUCCCAUGCAUUAAAAAAUGAUGAAUUCUUCGAAGAAUUGUACGUGAAACCCCUAGAGAGUGGCCAUGUCUACUUCCAUUUCCAGUUUACAUCAAUAUGGAAUGUGUCCUUCAUGAACCCGAUGUCUUCCAACACUAUCGUCUCUUUCCCAAGUCUCUUGGGGAUGUUCUGGCAACAUACCAAGUUACAAGAACUUCAUCUAACACAGACUCAGGGCGUAUGGCGUCAUCAGAUUUGGGGAUACCCUAUAGAGGAUGCAGCCCCAGGUGCAGAGUUGUGGGUUUGGUUUAAACCUGAAGUAAAAGAUGUGGACAAGACAUGGGCUGAUCUUGUUAAUGCAGUGUCAGGUCUUUUCUGUUCAUCACUGAAUUUCCUUGAUGCAAAGUCAACAGUGGCACCUCGCUGGAGCUUUAAGCCAAGAGGGUUGACUCCUGAAAGCUAUGCAGCAAGUUCAGAGUAUGUCCGAUAUGGUGCUCUUCCUCAUGAAGUUGUCUGCACAGAGAAUCUCACUCCAUGGAAGAAACUUCUGCCAUGUGAUUCAAAGGCUGGUUUGGCAACUUUGUUCAAGGCUGACCGUCUUUACAAUGCAGACUACCACUCACUUACAGUCCACUUUCGGCCUAUUUGUGCAGAUUCUAAAUGCAGCUCUGCGGCUGUGGAAUUGACACAAUCAUUAUUACUUGUGGUGGAUGCUACUAUCAACAACAAUAGACAGCAAGACUGGUCUCUUCGAAAAGUGUUUGGUCAGCCAUUGACAUCACAGUGCCCUCUUGCUAGUUCCAGCAGAGUUUUUGUAGACAUGACUGACAACUUGGAAGGAAAAAAAUUCACUUUAAGCCCCCAGCCUACUCAGCAGCAGGAAUUUCUUCGUGGAGGUAAACACCGGCAGUUUUCUAUUUACGAAGUUGGUGAGUUUACUUCCAUUGGCAAAGCACUGAAUAUUGCUGCACAGCAUGAGUCACCAGUCCAGUAUGGCAUGGUGUCUGCUCCUCCUGUCUAUGCCCACAGAUACAUUACAGGCUAUGGCCUUGAGAAUGGAGGAAUCAGCUGUCACAUCUUUAAUACUAUAGACGCAUACAUCCCAGUUGUGUAUAUGGAUACUUUACCAUGGUUCACAAGGGUUUUCUUUAAGUCUGUGACAGUAGGAAACAGAGGAAGAAACGUCCCCUACAAAGUGCACUAUAUACCAGGCAGAGAUCGUGAGCGCUCAUAUCAUAUUGAAAUGGCCUUCAGUCUGGCACCUAUGUCCGUGACCAAAGUGAGCUUCCAGUUUGAGCGAGCUUUCUUGAAAUGGACAGAAUAUCCUCCAGAUGCCAAUCAUGGAUUUUACAUUAACUCGGCUGUCAUCUCUACAAUCUUACCAACAGCUUCACACUUCACAUCUUUGCCUUUGAAUGCAUCAACCAUAGUGCAAAUAUUGAAUGACAGCUCGACCCAGUUCUUCUUACGACUGCAUACGGAAUCCUUGCUAGUUUCCCUGCCAACACCUGACUUCAGCAUGCCAUACAACGUCAUCUGCCUUGCGUGUACUGUUGUUGCAGUGGCAUUUGGUUCUGUGCAUAAUCUCACUACGCGACGAUUUGUUCUGCUAGAUCCAGCCACAACUAAAGGCCUUUUAGCCAGAUUAAAAGGCCUCUUAAGUUUCAGAAGAAAGAAAGCUCCUCAGACUCCAGCGUCUGAAGAAACAGAAUCAGUAAACGUUAAGAGCUCUACAGAACAAAAAGAGACAAAUUUGCCAACAGUAGAAUAAUGAAAACAAAAGAUUCUGAA